CACGCGCGUCUCAUCCAAACGCUUCGAUACCAAAUUCGAAAUUUCGACAGGAUUGGAUACUCUGUGCUGAAAAAAAAAACUCAAGUGAAGUGAUUGUGUGUGUGAACUUUUUAUGCGGAUGUCAAAACUUUUUGAUACCACAUGACUCGAACUAGAACGUUAACCAUGACACUCUACCCAUCCCGGUAUAAACGAUAAACACAAUGAUGUACAUAGACGAGAAGGUAUCUGGGCCGGGGGGAGCGUCACAAAAGAACUGGACGCACCUCAACACUAGCAACGAUGAGUUGCCAUUGGACAUGCGGUUCAACCAUGGCCACAUGGUGUCCAUUACAGUGUACAGUGUGUUGAUGAUGGUCUCGGCUACUGGGAACUUGACGGUACUAUCGCAAUUGGUGAAACGGAGACGGGCUGGCAGAGCAAGCAGAUUGGAUGUGCUGCUCAUGCAUUUGGCUGUCGCUGAUCUUAUGGUGACAUUCCUCAUGAUGCCGCUGGAGAUAGCCUGGGCGGGCACGGUGCAGUGGCUGGCCGGCGACCUCAUGUGCCGCCUCAUGAUGUUCACGAGGACCUUUGGACUCUACCUCUCCAGUUUUGUACUUAUAUGUAUCGCUGUUGAUAGAUACUACGCAAUUUUAAAACCUCUAAACGUAACCUGGGAAGCCAGGGUCCGGAGAGCUUUGCUCACCGCGUGGGUGUGCGCCGGCCUCGCCAGUCUACCACAGAGCUUCAUAUUUCAUUUAGAAGAACAUCCUGAUGUGAAAGGAUACUUCCAAUGUGUGACAUACGGCUCGCUGCCAACAGAGCAGCAUGAGUUCGCGUAUUUCCUCCUCAAUAUGGUGCUGAUGUACGUGGCGCCUUUGGUCUCAACGCUUUACUGCUCGUCGGCUGCGUUAUUGGAGAUCAUAAAGCGAGCCAAUACUUCUAAUGAUAAAAUGCGGCGUAGCGGCGUCGGUAUUCUGGGAAGGGCGAGGGCGCGAACACUGAAGAUGUCAGUGACCAUCGUCCUAGUUUUCUUUACGUGUUGGUCGCCGUACUAUUGCUAUUGCUUAUGGUACUGGAUAGACAAAGACAUAGUGAAUCACUUAGAUCCAGCUUUUCAAAAGGCAAUGUGGUUGUUCUCCUGUACGAAUUCCUGUGCAAAUCCCAUAGUCUAUGGAGUAUUUAACAGGAAUCGAUGGAGUUGGCGAUCUGGCCCACACGCGCGUUGCCGCAACGGAAGCAUGCGUCGAGGCUCCAGGUUCCCGCACGGCGACUCCAUGGAGAUAUCCGCAGCCACGCUCGCCAGAGCGAGGUUCUCACUACACAGCGAGAGGAAUAGCCGACGAGACUCAACCCGCAGCUUUGUUACGCAAAACGGAACGCAGAAACAUUUGAACAACAAUAAUACCGUGAAUGGUAUCGUUUAACACCGAUACCUGAUUUUGAAUAACGAUACAUAACGAUGUGUGAUGUUGAAAUAACGGUUUUUAUAACGACAGUGAGAGCGUCGUGUAGUUGAUUUGGAAGGAAAUAACUAUGAUAGAUUCGUUGCGUGAAUAACGAAAUAAUGUAUACCGACUUAUAGCGUUACAAAAAUGUUAUGUGAUGAAGGUAUAAUAACAACCAAUGUAAAGCAUAUUUUAUGCCAUGAAGGUAUAUGUAUCAUAAUUUAAAAGUAAUGUUUAAAUAUAAUCUUGUCUUAAAGUUACUUUGUAAUUUAAAUAAAUACAAAGUACCUACGUAAGUUAUGAAAAUGUAAAAAGUAAAAUAAGUUUUGGGAGCUUUAAAUCAUAAGUCUUGGAACAUAUCUAGCUUUUAGAAUGGCAUUAUUCUUCUUAUGUAACUUUAAAAUUAAUAAAUUCUGUAUCGUGUCUUCAUAACGUGUAAAUACAAUUAGUUAAAUACGAAAUAAUAUGAUUUACCAAUAGUGCCUUUCUUAUAGACAAUCUUUUCGAUUAUUCCCUUUGACCAACUGAAUUUGUUACUUGUGUGUGACAUUUCUUUGGAUUCAGAUUUUGCGUAAGGAAAAAGUUAAACCUAAUUCUUCACAUUCCUCAAAAACCCAAUACUUAGUUAGUCAUAUUUUUAGAAAUACUCUUAUGUUUAGUAAAAAAAAUACUCCAAACAUUCCCAGUUUAGAAUUUUAAGUAUCCUUUAGUUAUUAAUUCUAAUAUUUAAUUUCAAACAGACAGACUGACUGAGUUCCUUAAGUUAACAGAGAACUUAAUGCUUGUUAUUUCUUUGUUGAAUAUUAGUCAAAUUUGUUUAUAAAAUGUUUAGUUGAUAGUGAUGUUACCAUUGGCUGUGAGGCUAUAGAAGUUUUAAAGUGUGUUAAAAGUUUUAUACCGAGACAGGCAUAAUGUAAAAUAAAGUUAUUACUUUAUUAAA
Messenger RNA from Colias croceus (clouded yellow), 2367 nucleotides. It is a transcript of the gene AkhR, whose product is annotated as adipokinetic hormone/corazonin-related peptide receptor variant I-like. The transcript is spliced from 8 exons. Gene Ontology annotation, molecular function: peptide binding; adipokinetic hormone receptor activity; G protein-coupled receptor activity. Gene Ontology annotation, cellular component: membrane. The coding region runs from base 204 to 1406 and encodes 400 amino acids. NCBI's taxonomy places the organism in Eukaryota, Metazoa, Arthropoda, Insecta, Lepidoptera, Pieridae. Gene Ontology annotation, biological process: G protein-coupled receptor signaling pathway. The record is from RefSeq and is a predicted model, not a curated record.